Messenger RNA from Meira miltonrushii, 1435 nucleotides. RefSeq names its product ORMDL-domain-containing protein. Gene Ontology annotation, cellular component: endoplasmic reticulum membrane. The transcript has a single exon. The record is from RefSeq and is a predicted model, not a curated record. NCBI's taxonomy places the organism in Eukaryota, Fungi, Basidiomycota, Exobasidiomycetes, Exobasidiales, Brachybasidiaceae. Gene Ontology annotation, biological process: intracellular sphingolipid homeostasis; ceramide metabolic process; negative regulation of ceramide biosynthetic process. The coding region runs from base 232 to 1140 and encodes 302 amino acids.
CUUUUUUUUAACUUUUCACCCACUUUACCGAAUUUCAUCUUCUCUUCUUUUGAUCAUCAUCAUCAUAUCUGAUCGUAAAUCAGUAAUAAGGAAGAAGAUAACAUUCUUUCUUCUCACAUCUCUCGAAAACUUUUGAUCAAUUACAAUCACCUUCUCAUUCACGGACCACGGAAUACGGAAAGGAGACAAGAUUAUCUCAAGGCACGGGCUUAUUAAUAAUUUUCAUUAAUCAUGGCCGCCACAAUGGACGGUUUCGGCGGGGCUUCAUCAUCUUUUCUCGGAUCAGCGAACACUUCUUAUCCUGCACGUGCUCGGUCACCGCCAUUUUAUAAUGAUGUAAAUUAUCAACCAAGCAAUAAUAUUGGCUCUUCAAUUGGCCGUUCAUCAACGCCAGGAUCACAAAUUCGUUCUGGUUCAAAUUCGACUGCUAAUUCCGCAAUGAAUCCAAACGGAUCCUCAACUUUAGUUGCAACCGCAAAUGGACCGAUGAUGUCCAAUGCGGCAAUCGCUUCUGCUUCUGCCAUCUCUGAUUCAAAAAAGAGAAAUUUAGAGGGAAAAGGACAUCGUAAGCGCAGUUCUUCUUUAGUUAUGGUGGAAAAGAUUGAGCAAAGUCACGAAGAACUGUUAGAUCAAAGUGCAGGAUACAAUUACAAUGCCGACUGGGUGAACUACAAAGGUGCAUGGGUAAUUCACGUUGUUCUAAUCGUUGCUGGUAAGAUCUUACUCGAUGCAGUACCAAGUAUGGGACAAGACACCAGUUGGACGAUUGUCAAUUUGAGCUACAUGGCACUAUCAUAUCUGAUGUUCCAUUACGUUACCGGAGUGCCAUUUGAAAGCAAUGCUGGUGUGUACGACGAAUUAACGCUAUGGGAGCAGAUCGAUGAAGGAGCACAAUAUACACCAGCAAAGAAAUGGCUAACGAGUGUGCCGAUCGGAUUAUUCUUGAUCUCAACGCAUUACACUCGAUACAAUCCUUGGUUGUUCAGCUUGAACUUCUGUUCGCUACUCUUUGUUUUGUUCCCUAAAUUGCCAAUCCUUCAUCGACUCAGGUUCAAGAUCAUGAUGCCUUUCACACCUGCUCAUUCGAUGCCACCCACACCUGUCCCUUCAAGACCUUCUUCGGCGGCAGGAUUCCGUUGAAAGAUCAACAUACACACAAAUACAGCACUAUCUCUUCACGUCUACGUCAAUUCAAGCAUGAAUACCCAAUUCAAUUCCGAUCUUGUCCGUAAGCAACCUUUAAUCCGGUCUCGUAAUGAAAGAAUAACGGCGAAUGCAUUAAAAGCCUUUCUUGCAAUGUCAUUCUGACUUGGCUUUCCAACUCACUUCAUUGCGAUCUUUUGGCCCUCCUUUUUUAACUAGCAGCAUUCCGUAUUCAGAUUCUUUCCCUUUCUACUUUUGUAUAUCUUACGUAACAGGUUUUACCUAUGUCACA